AUGUCAUACGGAUAUCCCGGUUACGGUUACGGACCCGGUUACGGACACCACCCGCCGCCGCCGCCUGGCCCGGACCAAGGGUACCGACAUUACCCUUCGUCGCAGCAGGGCUACGGACAGCAUCCGAACCCUCCGCAACGGCAGUACCAGCCACCGCCAGGACCUCCUCCGCAGGGUUACGAUGCCUACGGCUACCCGAUCGCUCAUGGUCCCGGAUACGGCGGUUCCGGUACCUCGCGCGCCGCCCCGCCGCCGCCGUCCGGAAUGCAGGAGUUUGGUCACGGAGCACCGCACAGCUACAAGUUCCAAUACUCCAGCUGCACGGGCAAGCGCAAGGCGCUCCUGAUCGGCAUCAACUACUUUGGCCAGAAGGGUGAGCUGCGCGGGUGCAUCAAUGACACCCGGAACGUCUCGGCAUUUUUGAUCGAGAACCACGGCUACAAGCGCGAAGACAUGGUCAUCCUGACCGACGACCAACAGAACCCUGUCAUGCAGCCCACCAAGCAAAACAUCAUCCGCGCUCUGCAGUGGCUCGUUGAAGGCGCUCAGCCAAACGAUGCUCUCUUCUUACAUUUCUCCGGCCACGGCGGACAGACAGAAGACACCAGCGGCGACGAGGAGGAUGGCUACGACGAGGUCAUCUAUCCCGUCGACUACGAGACAGCAGGCCACAUUGUCGACGACGAGCUGCACCACUACGUGGUGAGCCCCCUGCAGGCCGGCGUGCGGCUGACGGCCAUCUUUGACAGCUGCCACUCGGGCUCCGUGCUGGACCUGCCCUACAUCUACAGCACCAAGGGCAUCCUCAAGGAGCCCAACCUCGCCAAGGAGGCCGGCCAGGGCCUGCUCGAGGCCGUCGGCCACUACUCCCGCGGCGACCUCGGCGGGGUUGCCAAGACCAUCUUUGGCUUUGCCCAGUCGGCCAUGAGGGGCAAUGAUGCGUAUGAGCAUACCAAGAGGACCAAGACGUCGCCUGCUGAUGUGAUCAUGUGGAGUGGUAGUAAGGAUGAUCAGACUUCAGCCGACGCCACCAUCCAGUCGCAGGCCACGGGUGCCAUGUCUUGGGCCUUCAUUUCGGCGCUCAAGCAGAACCCCAAGCAAAGCUACGUUCAGCUGCUCAACAGCAUCCGGGAUGUCCUCGAGACCAAGUACACGCAGAAGCCCCAGCUGUCGUGCAGCCACCCUCUU
This is a messenger RNA of Canariomyces notabilis, 1188 nucleotides long. Its product is annotated as caspase-like protein. The transcript has 4 exons. Gene Ontology annotation, molecular function: cysteine-type endopeptidase activity. NCBI's taxonomy places the organism in Eukaryota, Fungi, Ascomycota, Sordariomycetes, Sordariales, Chaetomiaceae. The annotation marks the transcript as partial. Gene Ontology annotation, biological process: proteolysis. The record is from RefSeq and is a predicted model, not a curated record.